Messenger RNA from Blepharisma stoltei, 375 nucleotides. The record is from the annotation of a GenBank genome assembly. Lineage: Eukaryota; Ciliophora; Heterotrichea; Heterotrichida; Blepharismidae.
AUGCAAGUUGAUAUAGAAGUAAAGGAAAUCAGCAUGCCAUUAGCUGAAAAAGCUAAAGAGCAGCUUGAAAAAUCACCAAGUAGCGCGGUAACGAGCUAUUCAAAUUCUCCAUGACAAAAAGCAAAAAAAGAACCACAUCAGAAUUCACCAAAAUUUCGAGAAAUAUUCGAAAAAGAUGUAAAAUCUCUUAUUGGAAGCUUUGCAUUGUCAGAAAAUAAACCCGAAUCCUAUCUCUAUUUAGAAAAAAUUCUAGCGGUAAAGGACAGAUCUCAAAGUUUAACAAAUUCUUUUAAUUCAAGGAAAUCAGAAGAAAAUCAAAAGAAAAUCAGCAGAAUACAAGGCUAUUCAACCUGCCAUGGUUGCGUAUUAUUAUAA